UACACACUAUAUUACGGUUACGGGCAAUGACGGCAAACAAUGGCGGCACCCGGUGGGAACGCUUAGAUUCAUGUUUUGUAAUACCUCUCUUCACAGCAAUUUACCUAUUGUUCUGAUACUUCUGCAAUAUUGAACACUCCUGUAUGAUUAAAAAAACGUUUUCGUGACCAGUAAAACGGAUCACAUUGUUAACUCUGAUAUGAGGGCAGUUGUUGUCAUGAAACUUUGACAUGUUGGCACAGAAACUGCACCUGCUCCGACACAACGUCCUGUCAUUUGUAUCCUCUCGGACUGGCAGUGACCUCACCAGGCGCCAGUAUGAUGUCAUCGUGGUGGGGGGAGGACAUGCUGGGACUGAGGCGGCGGCCGCAGCAGCCAGAUUGGGAGCAGAGACCCUCCUCAUUACCCAGAAGAUCAUGACUAUCGGGGCCCUCUCCUGUAACCCCUCUCUGGGGGGCGUAGGGAAGGGCCAGCUGGUGAGGGAGGUGGAUGCUCUGGAUGGUCUGUGUGGGCGAGCAGGCGACUGGGCCGGGGUCCACUUCUCCAUCCUAAACCGCAGCAAAGGGCCCGCUGUGUGGGGCCCCCGGGCACAGCUGGACCGGGAACGCUACCGCCAGUUCAUCCAGUCAGAAUUGCUGUCCACUCCCAGGCUGACAGUGUUGGAGGGCUCAGUGGAUGAGUUGCUGGUGUCACAACCCAACCCAGAGGAGCCUGGACACCACAGAGUCACUGGGAUAAGACUGGUGGAUGGAAGCCACCCCAUCUUGUCCAGCUCAGUGGUACUUACCACUGGCACUUUCCUGUCCGGCUCCCUCUUCAUGGGCCAAACCACCUCUCCCGGGGGGAGGAUGGGGGACGCCCAAUCAUGUGCCGGACUUUCAUACACACUGAAAGAGACAUUGGGGUUGAGGGUGGGUCGGCUGAGGACUGGCACACCCCCUCGGAUAGUGAAGGAGUCUGUAGAUCUGUCCUUGGCUCAGCUCCAAGCCCCGGACAAACAGCCCACUCCCUUCAGUUUUCUCAACACGCACACCCGCUGCAAGCCAGAAGAGCAGCUCCCCUGCUAUCUGACCCACACCACACCUGGAGUGGAGAGAGUGGUCAGGGAGAGUGUCCACCUCAACUGUCACAUACAGCAGGACACCAAAGGUCCCAGAUACUGUCCCUCCAUCGAGUCGCGGGUGCUGCGGUUUCCGGGGCGACGGCACCAGGUGUGGCUGGAGCCGGAAGGUUUGACCUCUGACCUGUUGUACCCCCAGGGCCUGUCCAUGACCAUGCCCCCUGACCUGCAGCUCCGCCUCCUUAGGGAGAUCCCCGCCUUGCACCGAGCCGAGAUCCGCACUCCUGGUUACGGGGUGCAGUAUGACUUUGUGUGCCCCACCCAGCUGACCCCGUCUCUGCAGGUGAAGAGCACUCAGGGGCUCUUCCUCGCGGGUCAAAUCAACGGCACCACGGGCUAUGAGGAAGCAGCCGCACAAGGCUUGUGGGCGGGGGUGAAUGCUGGUCGGACGGCCCUCUCCCUUCCCCCCAUGGCACUGUCUCGUACCCAGAGCUACAUCGGGGUGCUGAUCGAUGACUUGGUGGGCCGAGGGGUGACAGAACCUUACCGUAUGUUCACCAGCCGCGCCGAGUUCAGAACCUACCUCAGGCCCGACAACGCAGACCUCCGUCUCACCCCCAGAGGGUUUGAGGAGGUGGGCUGCGUGACUUUGCGGCGAUACAAGAAAGCGGUAAGUGUGAGGGACGGCCUCCAGGAAGCCCUGAUGGCCCUGCAGUCCGUGGCUCUAUCCUCCACCCGUUGGAGAGAGAAGCUGGGCAACAUCAGCCUGAGUGAGAACAAGAGCACCACCUUAAAUGGUUUGGAUCUGUUGCAAUACAAAGAUGUGUCCUUUGAAAUGUUGGCCUCUGCCUUCCCAGAGUGCCUUUCUCAAUAUUUUGAGUACUCACAACGACUCAAGAUUGAAGCUGUGUACAGACCCCACUGCGAGAAGCAGAGUCGAGAGAUGGAGAGAAUACAGAGGGAGGAAAGUCUGUCUCUCCCCUCUGACAUGGACUACCUCUCCUUACCAGUGUCCCUCUCUCAGGAGGUCAGAGAGAUACUGGACCGAGUCAAGCCCAACACUCGAAUCAUGGGGAACUGGGCCAGGUCGGGCGUCCGUAGUAUAUCCGACUCGUUGAAGAACUCCUCGUCCAACUUGAGGUGAGUAAUCCCAGGUCUGAUGUCCGGAAGCAGCAACAGUAUGUACAAAACAAGUUACGAACAACGCUUAAAGACAAACAAAAUGGCAUGGUUGGUUAAGAGCCGAUAAGAUGGCGGCGCCAACUCUGAAGCAUUUAUUUGGGCUGCAAUCUGAGGCGCAGUUAACACUAAUGAAGUUAUCAUUUUAAGAAGGCAUACCAGGCGACUACCUCAUGAAGCUCGUCAAGCGUGUGCAAAGCUGUCAUCAA
Molecule: messenger RNA, 2448 nt
Organism: Salmo salar (Atlantic salmon)
Lineage: Eukaryota; Metazoa; Chordata; Actinopteri; Salmoniformes; Salmonidae
Source: RefSeq, a predicted model, not a curated record